AGAUCCCAAGCCAGGUGGGCUUGAUUUGUCCUCUUUGUUUUUUUCUGUUCUUGAUUACAGAGUUUUGAUUUUUCCUUUCUCCAGUCCUGCUCUUUUUUUUUUUUUUUUUUUUUUAUUUGGGGGAAACAAAGAAUAGAAUUUCGUUGCUGAAGCAUGAAGUGGCUUGUCCAUCAUUUUAUGUGCGAUGUUUUGUGGAAUGAUUUGUGGGUUUGUUUUCUUUUGUCCUCUGGGCUGAUUGUCGUUCUUUGUUUCAUGCGAGAUGGCUUGGACUUGUUAUUAUUUGCGUAUGAAUUUAAUGAGUUUUAGGCUUGUUUUGCUGUUGAUCUGGGCAACUGGGAUUGUUUUAGUGAGCGUUUGUGCGUUUCUUGUUAUGCUCUCCGUCUUUAAUUAUCUACAUUUUAUAUAAUUUUUGUCUGCGGACACCAUCCUCUUGUUUCGGUUGUUUUUAAGUUGAAAAUCUCCGUGGCCAUUUUUUUUCCCCCUAGCAUCCUUGCUUUGAAUUAUGGAAUUGAUAAUCAAUAAAGGGUGGAUAAGAGUUUGUUACAGGAGGAGUUAAUGCUGCAUUAUUUUGAUUCUUGAAUGUGACAACAAUGAUGAUGAUAGGUUUGUCAAGCUCGAAAAUUCGUGAAUGGGGAUUCAGACAAUGGGUAUACAAGGGGGUGGCCAACAAUCUCAUGUUCAGCCAUUGACAAGGCAAAAUUCAUGGUAUAACCUCACCCUUGAUGAAGUUGAAAAUCAAUUGGCAGGCUUGGGGAAACCAUUGGGUAGCAUGAACCUUGACGAGGUUCUUAAAAAUGUAUGGUCAGCAGGAGUGAAUCCAGCCAUGACAAUGGAUGUUGACAACACUUCACCUGCAUCUCUGCAGCGACAAGCCAGCCUAUCAUUGGCUAGGGCACUAAGCGAGAAGACAGUUGACGAGGUGUGGAGGGAUAUCCAACAAGGACAGCAAAAGAAGGGUAGUGUAGAGAUGAAAGGUCAAGAAAGAGAAACGACUCUUGGCGAAAUGACUUUGGAGGAUUUCUUGGUAAAAGCAGCAGUUUUUGCUGAAGGUUUGGAUACAGCUAGUGCAAUGACCCCACAAGGUUUUCCACGACAAAUGGGAUUGUUGCAGUCCCCUUCAAUUGGCACACAAUUGGAUGCACCAUUGUUGGGGCGGAAAAGAGAUACCCCAGAUACGCUUGAGAAAACCGUUGAAAGGAGGCUAAGAAGAAAAAUCAAGAACAGGGAAUCUGCUGCCCGUUCACGAGCUAGAAAACAGGCUUACCAUAAUGAGCUGGUGAGCAAGGUUUCGCAUUUGGAAGAGGAGAAUAUAAAGCUUAGGAAAGAGAAGGAGCUGGAGGAGAUGUUGCCAUAUGACUCGUCGCCAGAGCCAAAGUACCAGCUGCGAAGAACAAGUUCAGCCUCUUUCUGACGUGCUAUCCCUGUGGAAGUUUUGUAGAAUAUUACGGCCUCCAUGGGGUCUCUGUGGCAGCUGCUUUGGGACUCUUUGCUGCUGCUGCGGCUGCUCGUUGCUCAUGUGGUGACGUGCUUCUCCCAUCUUCUAUUAGGGUUGAUUUUAUGUACAUUAAUAACGAUCCUUACCAUUUGGUAUUUUUAUACAGGAGUCUCAUAUGCCAUGUUUAUAUGCUUAGGCAUGGGUUGUGUUGCUGGAAAACAAAUUUAGAGAAGGAAGCAAGAUCAUUCUAGUGAUUAAGCCCUGUGUUCUUACAAUCAUAAUGCUCCAUAAUAAAAUGAGAAGCCAAUCUUCCAGCAUUUUAACAA
Malania oleifera is the source of this 1761-nucleotide messenger RNA. Its product is annotated as ABSCISIC ACID-INSENSITIVE 5-like protein 2. The record is from RefSeq and is a predicted model, not a curated record. Gene Ontology annotation, molecular function: DNA-binding transcription factor activity. Gene Ontology annotation, cellular component: nucleus. Gene Ontology annotation, biological process: positive regulation of DNA-templated transcription. The transcript is spliced from 4 exons. Bases 629 to 1411 code for a protein of 260 amino acids. NCBI's taxonomy places the organism in Eukaryota, Viridiplantae, Streptophyta, Magnoliopsida, Santalales, Ximeniaceae.